Anisakis simplex (herring worm) is the source of this 585-nucleotide messenger RNA. NCBI's taxonomy places the organism in Eukaryota, Metazoa, Nematoda, Chromadorea, Rhabditida, Anisakidae. The record is from the annotation of a GenBank genome assembly.
AUGGCCCCAGUGCAUAAGAAGAAACAUUUGCCGAAAGGCGUGAAAAAAGCCGGUGGUAAGAAGAAGAAGCAGUCGCUUAAGUUUAAUAUUGAGUGCAAAAAUCCGGUGGAAGAUGGCAUCAUGAAUGUCUCGGACUUCGAGGUGUUCCUUAACGAACGCAUCAAAGUUAAUGGAAAGUUGGGUCAGAUGGCAGCAAAUGGAGUUAGAAUCGAGCUGCAGAAGACGAAACUUGUGCUGACCUCGGAGUUUCCUUCGGGAUUUUCGAAUCGGUUCUCGCUUGUGGAGCAUCAGGCAUCUGAGUUUGUAGGAUGUGACCCUGGUCCACCACGCCAUAGAAUGUCGACUCGUGUGGCGCCCUCGGGAUGCCCGGGUAGUGCUGCAUAUUCCUUAUCGUCACAUAGUGCCAAUGGCGCGAUUAUUGUACCUUUCUCAAAACGAUACCUCAAAUACCUCACCAAGAAGUACCUCAAGAGGAACUCGCUUCGAGAUUGGUUACGAGUGGUUGCGUCAACAAAGGAUACCUAUGAGUUGAGGUACUUCCAGAUCAGCCAAGAUGACGAAGAUGUCAGUGAUAACGAAUCGUAA